CCGUGAAUGGUAAAGACUCAAACACUGUAAGAAGCCCGGAACACUUCAGCUGUGCUUACUAGCCAUGACAAGUCAAACAAGAGCAAUAAACGUGCAUAUGUUAAUGCAAGCAUCACGUAUGUUAAUAUGAAUUAUUAAUGGUAGUGAUGAUUCGAUUCCAGAAUCUUGCUGCCCUGAGGAAGCGUCAACUCGCUGAAGCGGCAUUUUCCACACUCACCAAAUUAUGUGACAGUCGAACACGGACUAGGAACGAGUUCUCAGCCGUCAGCUCAAAACCGUAAAACGAGCAAGGCUACUCGGCUGUGAGGAACCGCCGUCAGAAGACCCUCCGCGUGAGGUGCAGCUUGUGGCCAAGAACCCUCUGGGAAGUAAAAAUGAGCGCCAAUAACACGACGCUGCCGAUCGAGGCGGCAAGCCCGAGCCAGGUCUCUGUCAAUGUGCCGUAUAUCCUGUUGGAGCUCGUCAUCGCACUGCUGUCGUCGGUCGGCAACCUGCUGGUGUGCGUCGCCGUAAUGAAGAACCGCCACCUACGCACGGUCACCAACUACUUCUUGGUGUCACUGGCGGUGGCGGACGUGUGCGUGGGUGCUGUCGCCAUCCCCUGCGCCAUCAUGACGGACCUGGGCCUCCCGCGCCACAACUUCCUGCUGUGCGUGCUCAUGCUGUCUGUGCUCAUCAUGCUCACGCAGAGCUCCAUCUUCAGCCUGCUGGCUGUUGCCGUCGAUAGAUACGUGGCUAUUUUCAACCCGUUUCGAUACAAGGUGAUAAUGACGCACCGCAACGCUCUAAUCACCAUCGUGCUCACCUGGCUCAUGGCCUUCCUCAUCGGCCUGGUGCCGGCCAUGGGCUGGCACAAGGGUUCGCCCAGCGACAGCUACUGCUACUUCGUGGCCGUCGUUGAUAUGAACUACAUGGUGUACUUCAACUUCUUUGGCUGCGUGCUCACGCCUCUGAUCAUCAUGUUCGUCAUCUACGCGCGCAUCUUCCUGCAAGUGCGGCACCAGCUGCGUCGCAUCGCCAACGAGGCCAGGGGUGGCGCCGGCAAUGCCCAGGUAAGCAAUCGUCGGCAGCAAUGAGCGUUGCGAUUCAGUAGCGCGCUAGUGUUUUUUGUUUUUUACGUGUCGGUAUAGUGGCUUGUGUAAGCAGCCGUACAGAUUUAAUGGUGCCUGCAUGGCCGCGAGACAGCUGCAAGACAGCAGUACGGCAAUUAAGAGAGUUACCCCCUCGUAUGUGUGGGUUUUUAUUUUUCUCAGGUGCUCCAGUUUCCUCCCACAUCAAACACUAAUUGAAUUGAACAGGCGAAAUACAUACUGAUGUAGGACCCUCCUGAAAAAGUCAUGAGACUGAAGUGAAGCUUUCCUAGGUAAGACAAUAUUAUCAUUUAGGCUGGUGACAGCUGACUGAAAUCCAUAAACUCUUUUUGGAGGGAGACAACAGAAAAACGUAUGAGCAACCAUUAUUACAUUAUACAAUUGAUUUUUUCCACACGUGAAAUUCUCGUUUGGUAUUUUUUACCAUCACGCGAAAUAAAAACCGAUUACUCGCUUCUCAAUUAGCUCAGUAUGAAGCUACAUGACUGCAAAGUUACUUGGUAGGCUUAAGAGUACAUUUUCUCUCCUUCUCCAGCAUUUUUAUUGCUCGUUACAAUUGCAUUUCGUCCAAUAUGGAAAAGAGGCAGAUAACGUAUCCAGCUAUAAACCAGGCUACCCGAGUUCGAUUCCCAGUCAUGGUUAGCUCUGUGGCGAGCGAUAUCUGAACUGGUCUUAGCCCACCUCCCUCCACUAAACCACACUAACCAGAAUGGUGAAGUAUGGUAAAAUAAAAUGACCAACACAGCAUGGAGAGGCCUCAUCUAGCAGUCAAUGAAAUCCUUCAAUCGGCAGUGAAAUUACUUUAUAUUAUCAAUAUUACAUUUUUAUAAAUUUGAUAAUACUCACACAGUGAACCUCCUAUAAUCCACAGACCUAUACUGCCCUAUACCUAUUACUCAUAGCCACAAUUGAUCUACGGAGACUCUUGUUAGACAGAGAUGGAUUCUUAUUAUCUGUGUUGAUACGUGGAUAAAGCAGCCACUUGGAAGUUGAUUCCCAGAAACACUACACUAAUUUUAUUACAGUAUUCCCUCAUUAUUCACGAAUUUCCUAUCCGAAAUUUUGGCUAUCCGCGACUACACGAAUGCACCCAGAGAGAGAAAUCAAGUGAUGAGAGAGAAUUUUAUGCGAGAAAGUGAUGAGAUAAUGUGAUGAUGCGCAGCAUCAACAUAAUUUAAGGUAAAUUUCGAUUUAAAGCUUUCGUGACUGCAAGGAUUCAUCUUCUUUGGUUCUUUCGGU
Messenger RNA from Petromyzon marinus (sea lamprey), 2330 nucleotides. The record is from RefSeq and is a predicted model, not a curated record. Lineage: Eukaryota; Metazoa; Chordata; Hyperoartia; Petromyzontiformes; Petromyzontidae.